AUGUCUUCUUCCUCUUCAACCUCAAACAAAAUCAAAGAAAUCAAUGUGAUCGUGGUUGGUGUUAGUGGUUCGGAAACCGUCAAAGGGCCGUCUGGAGUUGGGAAAUCUCUUCUUUGCAAUCGAUUCGUCCGACCUGCAGCAGAUGAAUUUCAUAGAGAACAUUCAUCGGUUUUGUCACAGAUAGACUUCUGCGGUAGUCCAGUCAUCAACAAAGACCAUUGGUUAUACUGGGGAAGUCGUUUGUUGAACUGUCCAGAGGGUUCAACUCCAAGUGUUGUCAUUCGGGUCGCCGAGCAGACAGAAUUCCUGGAUGACGAAACGUUCGAAACCAUCGCUGGAUGUUCGAAAUCUGAAAACUACAGUCAGAGAUGCAGCAGGACGAGUUUACAGAGUCGGGACAAGUUGAUGUAUAUACAGAAAGAACAACUCGGUCUGGAAUCUGAAUUCCCCCAACACCUCCUCCCUGAUGGAAAGUUCAACGUCGACGGCUUUAUCCUAGCAUGUGCCGUGUCCAAGGACUCCCCACUCCACUCGAAUCAUGUCUUGAACAUCGCCAAAUCAAUAUCGAAAACCAAGAAACCAAUUCUCAUUGCACUGACAAAAUGUGAUGAAUUAAGUGAAGACAGCAAGAGACAUUACAUGAAUUUAUUUCUGACAACCAAGGAGUUGAAACAUGUUUUAUGUAAUUUACCCCCAGUGGAAACGUCUUCAGUGAAGAACGUGAAUGUGGAGUAUUUGUUCGGAACGAUGGCUUUGUUGUGUCUAAGAUCUCAGAAGUUGGUGAAGAAACCGUUAGGAUAUCAGGAGGCGUCACUUUUUGUGGAGCAAAGGAAUCUGCAUGUCAAAUGCUGCUUCUCGACCCUUCUCUCCCAAGCGGUUCCCCUCUGCGUCUACCCAAAAAAGUGUCUCAGUUGGAAACAAGUUCUAGCCGAUAUCGAUCGCCAUCCUGAUCUCAUGAAUUUUGUGACAGUAUUCGGAAGUCGGGUUGCAUUCGAAAUGUACGAGAGAUAUGUGUCUGAAGCGAAGGAAUUGUGGGCAAUGAAUAGACUGCGAUCCAUGGUGCCCCGCCUUUUUGAUAUAUUCCAAGUGUUUCUCGACGUCAUCGAUUUGACUGAAAUGGAAUGGAACAUGGCGAGAGAUUACAUGAGAUGUCAUCCACUAUUCAAUGUUCUUUUUGAGUCGAAUGAAUACGACUUGGAUAUGUGGACACCCAAGACGUUCAACGUGGAUGAGAAGUCUAGACUUCCUGCGGAAAUUCUACUUCUUCCAGAAGCUGCGAAGGUUUUCGAACAGUUUAGGGUGACGACUCAAAACUUACGUCUUGUGCAUCAACUGGGCCAAGAAUUCGAGUAUCUCCUCCCGGAAAUCCCUCAAAUUCUUCCCGGAGCAUCCCUUGACUCAUCUUAUCCCUAUUUUCAAAACUUUGGAAUAGUCAAGAAACUGACACCAGAUCUGAUCGCAGAAGUAUACGAUAGAUUCCAACAAAAGCUAAUGGAUAAUGCAAGAACUCAACUGGAAGAGUGCCUUCUGGAAGCUUCUUCGUCUAUUCAGAACUCCUGGAAAUCAUCAGAAUACAUCCAUGUGGAUUUCAAAAAGAUGGAAAAUGUAAGGAAUUAUUUGGAAGGAGAUGAAAGAUACGAGUGGAUGAAGUUGAUGGAAAUGGAGAGAGAUCGAAUCAUUCUCUCAUUUCUCCCAUUCAUUUUCAAUGCUUCCCCACUCAACUGCCCUUCAUCUGAUAUGUGUAUCGAUAUUGUUGGUACUUCGAUACUGAAUGAUUUCUCUGAACAAACGAGCACUUUUGGAGGAUCUUCUGGAUUUUCGGAAUGUUUUGAGGCGACGAGAAAGAAUUCGGGGAAGAAAAUACCAAGGAUUCAGAAGUUCAUGCAAUUGGGUACAUUGUAA
This is a messenger RNA of Caenorhabditis remanei, 1902 nucleotides long. RefSeq lists its product as uncharacterized. The record is from RefSeq and is a predicted model, not a curated record. The coding region runs from base 1 to 1902 and encodes 633 amino acids. The transcript is spliced from 9 exons. Lineage: Eukaryota; Metazoa; Nematoda; Chromadorea; Rhabditida; Rhabditidae.